ACGUCAGUGAAUAGUAGCCCAUCAAUACCAAAGCACCCUCCCUGCCGCUUGCGAACCGGCGAGACAGUGACUGACAUAGCCGUCGCACACGCUCCAUACCUGGACCCACCUGGCUGCAAGGCAGGGAUGGAGGGGGACACGCUGCCCGCCGACCAAGGCCCAUCCGCCGCCAAGAUGAGCCGGAGUGACCCAGGCAGGAUUUUGCACUGCAAGUCGCGUCUCGACCGCUUCGCCUCGAUCGAGCCUUCGCUAUUUACUGACGUAGAGGCUCGACACUUUACGUUCCACCCUGGCCAGCCUUUCCCUUUCCAGAUGCAACGCCAGCUAAACCACCGCUACCACCAUCAGAGGUUCCCCGCCGAGGGCAGGCCCAGUUCCAGGGUCCCGACAUCCACCUCCGCGGAGGUAACGGGCGGCGUCGCUUUUGACACCCGACAACGGCGCGCCAUCAUCGGCGUGGCAGAGUCCACACACUCCGCUGUACGACAGAAGCAAGAAUCGCCAGACUGCACCUUUGGGAUCACUUCAGAGAACCGACUCAUCUUGGACGCCUUUGCCAAGGAGUGCAGUCGAGUCCUCAGCCUACUUAACAACGGACGGCUGCUCGAACCCUCGUCAUCCUUCCCCUCCACGAUCAAGACUGAGGACGGUUCUGGCACCAGUCGUUGCUCCAAGCCCGAGGAGAGCUCCUCCUCAUCGUCCAUUGAGCUAGAGGAGGAAGCGCAACAAAGCCAUUUGAACCAACAAAAGACCUCGGCUGUUCUGCGCAUUUUCACAGACUCCCUGCAUAACUAUCUGCUCUCAGGGCAGAAGCAACAACCUUGUCCGGUUUUGGGCUCAGAUGAUGAGCGCUGCCGCUCGGCGGAUCCCGGUUCUGAGGUCUCACCGCCGAGGCGCACCCUAGUGGGCUGGGGCUCUCCGACGCCGUCCGACUCAUAUGGACACCCUUCGUCCACGCUGCCAGAAGAUGAGGAAGAGGAAGAGAGCUGCUGCCCGCGUUGCUUGGAGCUGGAGCAAGAAGUUCUGUCGCUGCAGCAGGAGAACGAGGAGCUCCGCAACAAGCUGGAAGCCGUCCCAGUACCCUGUCAAAAUGUUCUUGAAUACUUCAAGAAUGUCGUCGAGUUUCACAACCAACUAGUGCCACCCAUACCAGAGGAGCCACUCACUGAGGAGGAAGAACAGCAGACAGUCUUUGAGGGAAGCAAGCAGCUGUUGGAAAACUACCCUCUCUUCAUCACCAAUAAGCAGUGGGAUGAAGCGGUCAACUCUUCCAAGAAAGACGGUCGACGGCUACUGCGUUACUUGAUCCGCUUCGUCUUCACCACCGACGAGCUGAAGUUCUCAUGUGGCCUGGGCAAACGCAAGCGCUCGGUUCAUUUGAGGGAACAGGGCCUAGAGAGACGACCACUCAACCCCAUCAAAGUCAGCUGCCUCAGAGAGUUCAUCCGCAUGCACUGUGCCUCCAACCCAGAUUGGUGGAUGCCCUCCGAAGAGCAGAUCAACAAAGUUUUUAGUGAUGCCGUGGGCCACGCUCGGCAGGGCCGCGCCGUAGGCACCUUCCUCGGGGGCGGGGGAGGUGGUGGUAACCUCCUCUAUCUGGACGGCUUUGACGGACACCUGUCUCAAGACGAGCUCUAUUUGAAAGGCUGUCAAAAUGGCCAGCUGGACUGACAGACCCACACCAAAUGUAGCUAUACAACAACAUAUUCCAAAACACUGACCUUAUCCUGUAACUUUAUAACAGAGCUUGGGAACCCUUUUUUGUGUCAGGGGCCAAGUCCUUAAAGGGCCAAACUAGAUUUACUAAACAAUAUAUACAGUAUAUGAAUGCGAUGAUCAAACAUGUUUUCAUUCAGGCAAUAUGAGCAAUUAUGUUUCUUUUUUAAUGCAUUUACUCUGAGGGUGUAGUUGUUUUAGAAAGAAAGGUCAGAUCAAAUGCUCACACAGGACGUAUAUUGCCUAUCAAUCAUAGGUUCCUCAUCCUUGCUUUACACAGUGAUGUAUCACAUCCGAAUUAAUGUUGUAGCCCAACAACAACAGCUAAAUGAGGGUUAGAUUCAAAAAGGAAUUUGCACCAGAUGAAAGUUUGUAUGUUAGCCCAGGGGUCGGGAACCUAUGUCUCACGAGCCAUAUAUGGCUCUUUUGAUGAGCGCAUAUGGCUCUCUGCCAACCCGCCGGCUUGUUUGAUAUGAACCAGCUAUGAUAAGCUGAUGGCGCAUUCGCACAUUAAUCAUGGACACUUCAAAUGUGCGUCUAAAUAAUAUGCUUCAAGUCAGGUCAUGCGGAGAUAUGCAAGAUCGCCUCGUGUGUUAAAGGGCAACUGAAGACCUUUCCGGAUUUUGGUGUAAUUUUACAAAUAUAAACUUUGGAAGAGUUCGUCAAAACAACCAUGAAAUUAUCAACACAUAAUUGCAAGGAUAAUUUGCGUUUUUUUAGUUUUUUUGCACUCCGUUAAUAGUCCCUUCGCAAACCCGGAAGUGUGACGUAGAUUUCCCGAUGCAACAUAGAAGACUAUCCACAGCUAGCAUAGCAGCAACAACGAUGUCAGUGAUAUUUCCACCAAAGGUAACCAUCCAGGAUCACUCUUUCGUGAUGCUACCGAUGGCAAAGGCUCCCAGGAAAGAUGAACUACAAUUAAUCCCUACAUGUUUGAACCUGAGGCGUCAGAUGACGGCGAUUUACUUGACACAGCAGAUGUCGUCAUGACGCCAAUUGACAGCUCGACACUUCACGAACGGGAGAGUGAGUGGUAAGCCUAAAUCCAGCAUCGUUAUUUUUUUAUUUGAGAGAAUGCGAUUACAUGGUUGUAUAUUUUUCCAUGCUCUCCACAUAGCUAAAACUGGAUAUUAGGUAAUGGGACAGCUCCUACUGAUCUAAAUAUGGUAAAGCUAGCCCAAAUGUGGCCAAAUGAAUGAUAUGUUAUUGAUUUUUGAGGCUUUAUAUUUACCCUGAGACAGGCCAAAAAACAACGAGCCAAGGACCUAUUUGGUGCUAGGGACAUUUGAACUUACAUAAUACCUAUUGAUAUAGUAAUAAAAUCACAUGAGUAGACCUGUCAGCAAACCUAUCUACUUAUGACAGGGCAACAGCAACAAAAAAAAUGUAGCACUUCAACAAACAGGUAGUAGGAGUCCCCCUCGUUUAUCAACAGAAGUGCAUCAAAUUUUAGAAUCAGAGGGUCUACUUACGUCUUUGUAAAACCAAGGUUGCAUUGUUGUAGGUUUUCAAAGCUGUCGUCGCUGAAAUGAUGAAAACAAUGAGCCGAUUGGGGACCUGUAUGCAUGCUCACAAAAACGGUCCAAACCUUUGCAGGAGAAGUUUUUUUGGACCACCCAUAGAGUCUCGAGUCUUCCUGUGAGCAAAUCAUCGCUUCACAUCGAGAUGGCAUGACAAAUCUCGCGAGUAAAACCCAGAAAAUGUUUGCGAUAUAUGGCGAGGAUAGCGUGGUGCUAUAUUUCCGUGUUCAGAGUGGUGGCGAUGCUCCCUGGAAGCUAUGUCAUCAGGUAGCGGUCGGCAGGGCAGCGCGUCCCUCAUUGCUAUGGUGUUGCUAUGGCCAUAACUCAAAAACUAUGCGGUCAAUUAUUUAUUUAUUUAUUUUUAAUGUGACUUUUUGAGACAGCGAAUGAUGGAUUUAAUACAAUUCAACCGAGUAAGAACGAAAUCCGAAAAGCUCUUCAGUUGCCCUUUGAUUUACCACUCAGCCAGCGGCAGGGUCUGCCCCGCCCGACUCAUUACCGAGCAAACUGGAGUAUAUAAAAAAUACAUCGGGGAAAAUUAAACCACAAAAGGGAACCGCGUGUUACCCCAAGUCACACAUGUGCUUCACUUUUCUGACUUCUUGGACUGUCAAAUUUUCGCCACUUCCAGGAGAGCGAGCUUCACGAAACGACCGCCCAGAAAGGCUUCGCCUGUCUCGGCCACUGUUAUGCACACGUCCCCCUGGUCGUCCCCGAUUGUGGUUUCCUAUUCCAGGAAAUAUACGCGGCACCACACCAUGUUUCUAUUUGUUAUUUUCCUUGUGGUGAGUGCACAACUGCGCAACAAUUGUAACAACCCAAAUAACGAUGUUAGACUUUAUUUGUCGUUUUCUCAAGAUUUAUUUCAUUCGCAACUCUGCAACUGCUUGUAAAAGCAGAGCCUGACCACCCUCCGCCUCCCGUGUAAUGCAUUCAGAAGCCUUCAUGAAAGAAACAGUGCUUACAAAACGGACUCUGACAAGCUGGCAAAAGAACAUAUAAUAUACAGUGUGUGUUUAUAUACAGCGGUAUGAAAAACCUGAACCUUUUGGAAUUUCUCACAUUUCUGCAUAAAAUCGCCAUCAAAUGUAACCUGAUCUUUUUCAAAAUCACACAGAUGAAAAAAACUUGUCUGCUUUAACUAAAACCCCCCAAACAUUUAUAGGUUUUCAUAUUUUAAUGAGGAUAGUAUGCAAACAAUCACAGAAGGUUGAAAACAUCGAUCAGGACUAAUCUUGGCCCAUUCUUCUCUAAAAAACCUUUGUAGUUUAAUCAGAUUCCUGGGAUGUCUGGCAUGAACCGGUGUCUUUAGGUCAUGCCACAGCAUCUUAAUGGGGUUCAAGUCUGGACUUGUACUUGGCCACUCCAGAACAUGUAUUUUGUUCUUUAGAAACCAUUCUGAAGUUGAUUUAUUUCUGUGUUUGGAACAUUGUCAUGUUGCAGCAUCCAUCCCUUUUUAGCUUUAACUGUCUGACAGUUAGCUUCAACUGUCUGACAGACGGCUUCAAGUUUUCCUGCAAAACAUCCUAAUAAACUUUUGAAUUCAUUCUUCCGUUAAUGAUUGCAAGUUGUCCAGGCCCCGAGUCAGCAAAACAGGCCGAAAAAAUGAUGCUCCCUCCACCAUGCUUCACAGUGGGAAUGAGGUGUUGAUGUUGGUGAGCUGUUCCAUUUUUCCUCCACACAUGACAUUGUGUGUUACUCCCAAAUAAUUCAACCUUGGUUUCAUCAAUCCACAAAAUAUUUUGCCAAAACAUCUGUGGAGUGUCCAUGUGCCUUUUUGCGAACAUUAAACGAGCAACAAUGUUUUUUUUAGACGGCAGUGGCUUCUUCUAUGGAGUCCUCCCAUGAACACCAUUCUUGGCCACAGUUUUACAUAUAGUUGAUGUGUGCACAUAGAUAUUGGACUGUGCCAGUGAUUUCUGUAAGUCUUUAGCAGACACUCUAGGGUUCUUUGUUACCUCUCUGAGUAUUCUGCGCUGAACUCUUGGCAUCAUCUUUGGUGAAUGGCCACUCCUUGGGAGAGAGGCAACAGUGCCAAACUCUCUCCAUUUGUAGACAACUUCUAUGACUGUCGAUUGAUGAACAUCCAGAAUUUUAGAGAUGGUUUUGUAUCCUUUCCCAGCUUUAUACAAACCAACAAUCCUUGAUAGCAGGUCUAUUCUGCGGUGAACUCUUGGCAUCAUCUUUGGUGGAAGCCCACUCCUUGCGAGAGAGGCAACAGUGCCAAACUCUCUCCAUUUGUAGACAACUUCCCUGACUGUCGAUUGAUAAACAUCCAGAAUUUUAGAGAUGGUUUUGUAUCCUUUCCCAGCUUUAUACAAAUCAACAAUCCUUGAUAGCAGGUCUUCAGACAGCUCUUUUGACUGAGCCAUGAUGCACUUCAGGCAAUGCUUCUCAUCAAGACAAUUCUUACUUGGUGUGUGUUUUAUAGUGGGCAGGGCAGCUUUAAACCACUCAUCAGUGAUUGGGCACACACCUGAGUUAAAUUGUUUGGUAAAAAUUGGUUUCAAUUGCUCUUUAAAUCUCCUUUGGCAGAGAGUUCACUUACUUACUAUGUUUCCCCCUUCUGUCAUUGUUUGAAUGUUAUCCUCAUUAAAAUGUGAAAACCUAUAAAUGUUUGGGAUGUUUUAGUUAAAGCAGACACAGUUUUUUCAUCUGUGUGAUUUUGACAAAGAUCAGAUCACAUUUAAUGGUGCUUUUAUGCAGAAAUGUGAGAAAUUCCAAAAGGUUCAGAUACUUUUUCACACCACUGUACAUACAUACACAUAAACACACACUGUAUGGCUCUUGUGGAAUCACAUUUUAAAAUAUGUUGGGUUUUGGCUCUGUCUAAAAGGUUCCCGACCCUUGUGUUAGGCCAUCCUUUCCUUGUUUUGUUGGGUUAAGAAAGUAGGACAUGAACAAAACUCAUUGUAGCAGUGCUCGUAGAUGCUAUGGAAUACAAAGAGUAUGCUUCCUGUCUCACUGAGGACCUUCUCCAAAUUUUGAUAUACCCAAAUCUGAACCAUCAGGUGUAGUUGCAUUCACACUGUUCUCCGGCUUUUGUGACGGUUUAAAAAUUGUGGUCUGUCAUACACAGUGGCCUGAAAUAAAAAUUGUGUAGAAAAGACCUGUGCUUAGAAUUUAUCUGUUAAUCUCCUUAUUUAUUGACUAGAAGGGAAAAAUAAGUCAAAUGUUCAAUGAGUCAUGUAACACAAAACUGUCAGUUUGGUGAGCAUCUAAAUGCCACAUUACAAAAGGGGGAAAAAAUGAACUGCAAGAUUGAAAAAAUGUCAGGCUUCUUAGUACAAUAUUAUCAAUACAAUUACAUGCCGAAAUUAGCUUUACCAAACAAAUGCUAAUGUCAAUACAUGUGCACUGUAUUAUACACCACACACGUUAGUAACAAUGAAAACACCUUCCUGCUCUCUCUCAGUCGAGUGUCUGUCAGGUGUCAUCUAAAUGGUACGUACAGCAGUAAACCUUGGAAAAAUGUAAUGCACUUUACAUAAUACAUUCCUUCAUUUGAGAAUAUUACAACAGCAUGAGAGUCGACCAGGUUUU
Corythoichthys intestinalis (scribbled pipefish) is the source of this 6779-nucleotide messenger RNA. RefSeq names its product BEN domain-containing protein 4. The coding region runs from base 127 to 1671 and encodes 514 amino acids. The record is from RefSeq and is a predicted model, not a curated record. The transcript has 6 exons. Gene Ontology annotation, molecular function: DNA binding. Lineage: Eukaryota; Metazoa; Chordata; Actinopteri; Syngnathiformes; Syngnathidae.